AUGCCACUCAGGGUAGAAGCCACGCUCCACGGUCCUGAACCAAGUCUUAGCCUCUGCGAUGGGGCAAGGAGGGACACGACUCCUGCUUCCCCAUCCCUCUUGCAUGGUCCUGUGUCUCUGUGGAGUCCCCAGUCCACAGGGACCCUUGCAUGUGACUUUCAGCUAGAGCAGGAAGCUGAAGAUCAGAAGAACUUGCAUGCUGAACUCAGCGAGGAAAUUAGAUCCUUAGAGAAGUCUCAGAGGCAUCUGGAAGCCGCUCUCGCUCAUAAGGAUGAUAGGAUCAGUGCUCUGACCAAAUGCAUCAUACAACUGAAUCAGUUUGAGAGUGGAUCUCCAGGUCCAGGCAGAUGUGAGCCAGGUGAAUUAGCCAAUGCAGAAGUGGGAGUCCCAUGCAUGGGCCCACCACUGGGCUUCAGAGAGUACGCGCCCGGCAUGCUGCCCGGACGCCGCGACCUGCUGCUGCAUCCCUGCGAGUUCUUGCCAGGACCUGUGCCAUUCAGGCCUCCAGGCCCACUCGGCCCCCGAGAGUACUUCAUUCCUGCUCCUCGAAGGCCACCACCGCCCACCAGGCCCCAGGACUACCCACUGCCGCCUGCCGCAGGGGGGCCCCUGCUCUCGGAGCCCAAAGAGGCCCCAGCCUCGCCGCAAAGCAGCCGAGAACCUGCCCACACUCUGAGGCAGAACGCAUAAUGGCCCCACUAAUCAGAGGGCCAAGGUUUUUAUUGGUUUUGGAGGCCCAGUGCAUUUUAUCUAAUAUAGCAUAGCUAAGUGUAAAAUGAUUAAGAAUGUCAUAAAAGUGACUAUUUCCUGUGAAAUGCUCUAAGAACACAUAUUUCCAUGACUGUUGUUUAGUGUACCAGCUGAAUACAGAGCCGUGGUAUUUAUAAGCUUUACCCCUCCUGCCCCAUCCUGGUCAAAAAGACUGUUACUUAAAGAUGUCUGUUCAAAGGUCACCCGUUAUCCCCUCCCGCCCUGCUCAUGUCCUUUGUAGUA
Molecule: messenger RNA, 993 nt
Organism: Cavia porcellus (domestic guinea pig)
Lineage: Eukaryota; Metazoa; Chordata; Mammalia; Rodentia; Caviidae
Product: WW domain-binding protein 11-like
Exons: 4
Coding region: 1-690 (229 amino acids)
Biological process (GO): endoplasmic reticulum to Golgi vesicle-mediated transport; protein secretion; vesicle cargo loading
Cellular component (GO): endoplasmic reticulum membrane; endoplasmic reticulum exit site
Source: RefSeq, a predicted model, not a curated record